GUGCGGCGGUGGGGGCAAGCUGGACGCUAGCUAGGCUCAGUGAGACCUCGCACCCACGGCGCCCCCCCGCGCAACAUCAUGUCCACCAUCCCCAAGUGGUUCAAAGGGGCGCCCUUUGGGGUGCAGAGCCACAGGUUUGAUGUCUCCGCUGUCUAUCCCAACCAGAAGAAAUUCAGCACCUUCACAGAGGCCCCAUACUCCAGGCAUCAUUCCGUGGAACUGUCCCACAUAGGACCUGGGACCUAUAACUCCAAGGAUACCUGCUUCAGCAAGAAGUUCCUGGAACAGAAGUUGGGUUCAGGAUGGGCCCGGGCCCAAGAAGCCACUCGGCUGACCAAGCUGCCCCACUUCCGGUACCAGGCCAUCAAGAGGGAAAGAGAGCAGCAGGUGCACAAGCGGGGGCCUGGCUCCUAUAACAUCAAAGACUUCAUAACUGAGCUGCAGAAGAAACCACAGAGCAAACGGGGGCUGCUCAGCUCUGGGGAGACACGCUUCCGAGGUCUCAUCGGGAAUUAUUAUCCUGGCCCUGGAAAUUACGGAGAGAGGGGGAACCCAUACACACAGCUGGAGGAGAAGGCCUGGAACCGCUCGCAUUCCGACGGCCUUAUGUGUAGAGUGUCCAACAAGCCACCACCCUUGACUCAUCAGGGAAGUGGCCUGGGACCUGGGACCUACACCAUCAAAAGCGAUAUUGAGACCUUUGUGAAAAAAUCCACUGGUACUCGUGGCCCCUACGACAUUUUCUCUGGUGAACGGAGCAAUCCUGUGCCCUAUGGACAUUACUCUGUGCAGAAAAAGAAGCCCAAGGAGUUGACGAAUUACAAGAGCUUUGUGGAUGAACUGAACUCACAACACAAGAAGAAACAAGGGGUUUUCUCAAAAUAUCCCCGGGAUCCGAAACACCCCACAGAGAGAAUUUACUGGACAACCCUUAGUCAGUGCCCCAAAAAUAUGGAUAUAGCUGGCCCUGGUUCUUGGCUUCCUCACGAGACAGAACAGAAACAUGUCAACCCACCACCGUUCCUCCUGGCCUCCAAGCGGUCCGGCCUAAAGGCCUACCAGAUGAUUUUGGGAACCUGGAACCCAGUUGGGGUAGGCCGCUAUCUCAACACCACGCUCAUGGAGUCCAUAGACCGAAGGCAGCGAUACCGCUCUCUGUACAUGAGCGAACCCAAGCGCUACCUGCAGAACCUAACCCGAGACAGACUCCUGCAGGAACGGAUUACACCUUUUACAAAGGGCAAGUGCCCUCCAACUGUGAACUACAACUCAGAUCCUGCUCCUUAAAGCCGCUCGGGAAGAACAGCCUAAUGCAGCCAGAGAGC
Apodemus sylvaticus (European woodmouse) is the source of this 1325-nucleotide messenger RNA. It is a transcript of the gene Cimap2, whose product is annotated as lymphocyte expansion molecule. NCBI's taxonomy places the organism in Eukaryota, Metazoa, Chordata, Mammalia, Rodentia, Muridae. The record is from RefSeq and is a predicted model, not a curated record. The transcript is spliced from 10 exons. Bases 79 to 1287 code for a protein of 402 amino acids.